AUGUCAGAUCAUCUGCUAAGAAAAAGGCCCAGUUCAAGCACAAGCCCAACACCUUCAAGUAGCAGGCCCAAACAUUUAUUCUCGGACAAAGAAUGUCUAUUCUGUGACAAACAUAUAAAACACUUGAAAGGAAAGAAAAAAGACACUUUAAUACAAUGUUUGACAAAAAGUGCCAUGGAAACCAUUAUUCAAUCAAUUAAGAAGAAAGAAGAUUGGGCCUUAUUAUCAAAAGUUGGUGAUCGUGAUCUUAUUGCAUAUGAGGCGAUGUAUCAUAGUAGUUGUAGGAGGGCCUACACACGAUCUAGUCCUAAUAAAAGUUUGAAUGACAGUAAUGGUUACAAAUAUGAAGAGAUGGAUGACUAUAAUGUGCUUCACAUCUACGAAUAUAUUGAUAAAAAAGUAAUAGCUGAAAACCGAAUUGUGACAUUGGAUCAAUUAACACUAUGGUACAAAGAAAAAGUGAACAUUAAUGUGUUGAAGCUUGUCAGGCCCUCUAGGAUAAAGAACAGUAUUAUGUGUCGAUAUGGUGAUGAUGUCAAGUUCUAUCUAUCAGAUAAAACUGAAUAUAUCUACAAUUCCAAUCUGACUGUAAAUGAUCUCAUAGAGUCAAGCUACAACUAUGCCAACAUGGACAGUGAUGAACUAAUAAAGAAAACAGCAAAUAUAGUUCACAAUGAAAUAUCUGAAGCCAGCCAAGCAAAUGUAGAACCUACAUGGCCUCCAAAUGUGGAUGAACUUAUGGGCAAAAUGAACUCAUCAGUGCCAAAGAAUCUUGAACUAUUAUUGACUAUUAUUUUAUGUGGUAAAUCAGAAACAUAAGACAAAAAGCAAACAUGUUAUAUAAAUUCAAUUGCACAGGACAUUAUUUACUGUUCUU
Messenger RNA from Owenia fusiformis, 877 nucleotides. Lineage: Eukaryota; Metazoa; Annelida; Polychaeta; Sabellida; Oweniidae. The record is from the annotation of a GenBank genome assembly.